AAGUAAUUCAAUGGCGAGCACAGCGUGCUUCCGGGAGUCUGUGUUAGUGUCUCAAAGUGAAUGUCACACCGCUCCAGUCUGAGCCACGAUGAACAGCUGUAGAAGAAUCGCACAGACAGGCGACUGGACCUCCGGGGUGAACACCCUCUUGUCGCGGUUCAAACCGCGGACAAACUGCCGCAGGGCUCCGGGGGCGGCGCCGCCCCACACCCGGAGCCAGGCCACCGCCGCGGGGGAGAAACGCCGCCUGACAGCCAUCGACCUGGCCCGGAAGGUUCAACAGGAGAAGGAGGCACCGAAGGCUGCCGAGGCUCCGCUGUCCGACCAACAGAAGAGGGUGUACGAGCUGAGGCAAUUCAGUCAACAGCUCCAGAAUGUUCAUCCCAACGUGCUGGCGAAACACCUCCACAGGAGCGUGCUGUACCAGGACCAAGACGUGGUGAUCAUCAACAAGCCCCACGGUGUUCCGGUGCGAGAUGACUCCAAGGCCACAUCCAUCCAAUCUGUGCUUCCUGUCCUCUCCAAGAUGAUGGAUGGGAUGAAGAUGAAGUCCGACUCUCAGCUGCUUCCCUGUCUGGCACUGGAGAAGGAGACAACAGGAGUUCUCCUACUGGCCCGGAACCAAGAGGCGGCGGAGCGCGUUCUCAACCUGCACAGAAAUAACCAAGUGCAGAGGAAAUACUGGGUCAUCACAGUGGGUGUACCUGUACCGUCCGAAGGAGUGAUUGAUAUUCCCAUCAUAGAGCGAGAGGUCACAGGCCCACGGCCGCACUACAAGAUGGCGUUGAGUCCAAUGUUCAGAAUGAACGAUGCAGGUGAUGGUGUAACCAAAGUCCGGGCCCAUCGGCAAGCUCAUCCCGCCGUGACCAAGUACCGAGUCCUGGACAGCAACAGUGGCUGCAGCCUUGUGGAGCUUCAGCCUUUUACCGGAGUUAAACACCAGAUGAGGGUUCACAUGGCAUUGGCUGUGGCAUGUCCCAUCCUCGGUGACCAUAAGUAUUCUCACUGGAACAAACUGGCACCCCAGAAAUUACCAGAACGUGUGUUGGGAAAGCUUGGACUGGAACAAAGCAAGAUACGGAAUCUUCCUCUUCAUCUGCACGCACAACGGCUAAUGCUGCCACAAGCCAGUCAAGUAGACAUCGACGUGUCCUGCCCGCUGCCCAAAUACUUUACACAAACACUGAAACGACUGCGUCUAAACCUCCCUGAUGAAAAGGACGAUAAAUAACAACUUUGCUUUUUGUCAAGUUAUUGUCAAUCUAAUGGACGUCUGCAAGUAGUGGGGGUCAGUGGUGAAGGAUUUCAGACUGCUACAUGGAUCUUUGUAAUGCUGGUAUGUAAAAUUAUCAAACAGAAGACUGUAGAAAAUGACUGUACAGCGCUAUAUGACUGGUUUAAGUAAAUAAAUGAAGCAGUAUUUUUUGUCAAAGUAAA
Scophthalmus maximus (turbot) is the source of this 1437-nucleotide messenger RNA. RefSeq names its product mitochondrial RNA pseudouridine synthase rpusd4. The coding region runs from base 89 to 1231 and encodes 380 amino acids. Gene Ontology annotation, biological process: pseudouridine synthesis. NCBI's taxonomy places the organism in Eukaryota, Metazoa, Chordata, Actinopteri, Pleuronectiformes, Scophthalmidae. The transcript has 6 exons. Gene Ontology annotation, molecular function: pseudouridine synthase activity; RNA binding. The record is from RefSeq and is a predicted model, not a curated record.